Molecule: messenger RNA, 2015 nt
Organism: Vanessa atalanta (red admiral)
Lineage: Eukaryota; Metazoa; Arthropoda; Insecta; Lepidoptera; Nymphalidae
Gene: NGR-A24
Product: tachykinin-like peptides receptor 99D
Exons: 10
Coding region: 125-1345 (406 amino acids)
Biological process (GO): G protein-coupled receptor signaling pathway
Cellular component (GO): plasma membrane
Molecular function (GO): tachykinin receptor activity
Source: RefSeq, a predicted model, not a curated record
UGUCUUAAGCGAAAUCGCUUAAAACUUGUACUGUGGUUGUUUCUAUGGAGUGAAAUUGUUUUGAAAUAACCGAGCAACUGCUACACAAUUUAUUCGCAGCCGAAAGGCUUUGAGGCAUGCUAUAAUGUUGGUCGAGCCAAGUCCAACAGAAGCUACCAACUGGACAACGAAUUACAGCACCGUACCGAACUACUACAUCACAUUCUACGACGAGACCAGCAAUCGGUAUUAUAAUCACACGAAAAAUGCGACUGAAGAAUACCAAUCAUUCAUCCUACCAUGGUGGCGUCAAGUGCUAUGGACGGUGCUGUUCGCAGGCAUGGUGGUGGUGGCGACGUUGGGAAACGUCGUGGUCAUAUGGAUCGUUCUUGCCAACAAGCGAAUGAGAAGCGUAACAAAUUAUUUUCUGGUAAACCUUUCAGUAGCAGAUACUAUGGUGUCAACAUUGAACGUCACUUUCAACUUUACGUACAUGCUGUACUCGGAUUGGCCCUUCGGUCACUUCUACUGCAAGUUUUGUCAGUUCAUCGCAGUGCUCAGCAUAUCAGCCUCCGUGUUCACUCUGAUGGCCAUCAGCAUUGACCGAUAUGUUGCAAUCAUGAGUCCUCUUAGACCGAGGCUCGGUAAAAGGGCCACUCUCGGCAUAGCCGCUGCUAUUUGGGCCGGUAGCUCCAUCAUCAGCAGUCCCAACAUCAUCUACUUCACAACUGACGUGGAUGUACUACCAGAUGGAAAUACCAGACGAGUGUGUUUUCCCGAGUGGCCAGACAGCACCAGUGAGAAGCCUCAGUUCGAAUAUGUAUACAACGUAGCUUUUAUGGUGCUCACUUACUUCCUGCCAAUCAUAUCUAUGACGUAUACGUACGCGAAGGUCGGUGUGGAGUUAUGGGGAUCCAAGUCAAUCGGCGAGUGUACGCAGCGUCAGCUUGACAACGUUAAAAGCAAACGGAGGGUGGUCAAAAUGAUGAUCGUGGUCGUGGUGAUAUUCGCGGUAUGCUGGUUACCGUUCCACGUUUACUUCGUGAUCACAUCCUACUAUCCGAACGUGGUGACCUACCCCUACAUACAAGAAAUAUACCUCGGCAUUUACUGGCUGGCGAUGAGCAAUUCCAUGUACAACCCCAUUAUUUACUGUUGGAUGAAUUCGAAGUUCAGACGCGGAUUCAAGCAGUUCUUCUGGUGUUGCGGCGCGCUUGGUGGCGGCCUCAGUCGUCAUCGCGCCUUCGGACCCGACCGACUUGACCGCUCAAUGCGCUCGUUCUCACCUAGCAGAAAAAACGGCACAAGUACGAUUCGAAUUUCGUUACACAGCACGUAUAACAAUCCGCUAAUGGGUAGUACCUGACAACGACGCGGGGCGUACGGCACACACGGCGACCGCGGAGCAAAUGACGCUCAGGCGCACAGCGAGGAACGUACAUGGAUAUGACGCGAGAACCGCCCGCGCCCCGCACUUACCCCGCAUGAUCUCUAUGGGUGAACUGAGUGAAUAGUGACCAAUCACAUCAUUUAUUCGAAAUUUAAAUUAUUUUUGCAAACGUUGUGCAUUAAUAAUUUUGCUUAUUUUUUAUUUAUAGUGUUUAAUUGAAUUCAAGGUAUGGACCAAGUUACUUCAAAUAUAAAUGUUAUAUACUUACUUAACAAAUGGAAUUCCGCAUGAUGAGAAAAUCUUGAUUUACAUUUAAAGAUUCCUAUAGAAUAAAAAACAAAAUCUUCCUCUCUGAAGGCUCGAAUAGGCCUUCUUAUGUCACGUUAGCAAUGAAGUUGACCGACGAAACGAGAGUUACUGAGAAUAUUUUACUAUCUUGAAAUAAAAUUAGCUUUGUAUUAUCCCUGUAUUAAUUAAUUUUAUUUAAGUUUUAAUAAAGACAGAAUAUUGUAUAUAUUAUUUGUCUCGUCAACAAUAAAUUGUCGUGCAAAACAUUUCAUUAAGCUCACUAAAGGCUGAUAAAACACAAGAUAUUAAAAAUUCUAUUCACAUUUUAUUAAAUAAUAUUAAUUGAUGUCUUUUAUUU